UUUAGAUAAAGCGCUCUAUGAUGUAGAUCAAUGUGAAGUGCAGGAUUCACUAUAAAUAAAGAAGACCGUUUUUUACUUACAUCAUUCAAUCAAAAACGCCAAUCGGUAGCGCACUCAAAAUGAAAUUGCUCGUGGUAUUAGCGGUCAUUGCUGUUUCCAAUGGAGAUAAGCUGCAAAAAGCAUAUCUUCCCCCGCUACAUGCCCAAUCUUCUGGAGGGUCCGGGAGCUUUCUCGAGACUCCCAUAUUAGGAAGAAUUGUUGUACCAGAGACAGAUGACAGUCAACAACAAAUUCAAUACGUCCAAAUUGCUGAUCAUGGCAACAAUUACAGAGAAUAUCAAUCUAGACCAGAACGUCCUCAAGCUGCGUUUGAAAGGAAUGCGAAGAUUCUUCACCAAAGCUUUGAUAGCGAUGGCGAAAAAUAUGCAUACUCCUUUGAAACUCAAAAUGGGAUAUACGCUGACGAGAAGGGUGUAGCAACUAACGGAGUGUCAGCUCAGGGAGGUUUUUCGUACAUUGGCGAUGACGGGAAACAAUAUAGCAUCAGGUACACCGCCGAUGAAAAUGGAUUCCGCCCCCAAGGAGACCAUAUCCCCACACCACCUCCCAUCCCGAAGGAAAUACUUUUAUCUUUAGAGCAGAACGCACGUGAUGAAGCUGCCGGCAUUUUCGAUGAUGGUUCUUACAACCCCAACAAGUACGAAGUUGCAAGCAAGUCUGUUAACGGAGUAAAUCACGUGAAUCAAGUUCACGAGCAAGUAACUGUUGAACACGCCCAGAACGAUGAAGACUCUGUAGUAACACAUUCCGCUGCUUCAUCCGGGUCAGAGGUUCAAGCUCCCAGACAUUACAUUCUCAUAGAUAGCCAGAACUUACCAACAAAAGCAUAUCUACCUCCUCAAGUCCAAAACGUCCAGAUCCUGGAAGACCGUAGCUCAAACGGAAACUUCGCAUUCACCAGGACUCGUCCCAGCUUCAACGCAAAGAGCGGCUACCAGUAUUAAUCCAAUCCUAUAAUGGUCUAUGAAUCUCGUAAUAUAUAAUUUAUUUAUUAACUUAAAA
Danaus plexippus (monarch butterfly) is the source of this 1062-nucleotide messenger RNA. RefSeq lists its product as uncharacterized. Gene Ontology annotation, cellular component: chitin-based extracellular matrix. The record is from RefSeq and is a predicted model, not a curated record. Bases 120 to 1004 code for a protein of 294 amino acids. NCBI's taxonomy places the organism in Eukaryota, Metazoa, Arthropoda, Insecta, Lepidoptera, Nymphalidae. Gene Ontology annotation, molecular function: structural constituent of chitin-based larval cuticle. The transcript has 4 exons.